Salvia splendens (bonfire salvia) is the source of this 1290-nucleotide messenger RNA. RefSeq names its product GDSL esterase/lipase At4g10955. Bases 116 to 1144 code for a protein of 342 amino acids. The transcript has 3 exons. The record is from RefSeq and is a predicted model, not a curated record. NCBI's taxonomy places the organism in Eukaryota, Viridiplantae, Streptophyta, Magnoliopsida, Lamiales, Lamiaceae.
UUCUUCUCUCUUGUCACAUACUGAUAUAAGUUUGAUAAUCUUAAGAAUACAGAUUCAAGAUUUCUCUCUUCUUGGAGACGAACUUUCGAAUUUUGAGUUAUUUAGCAUAGCAUUAAUGGCAUGUGAAUGUGAGAGCCAAAUUUUCAGCCUCAGUGGGCCCACAUUUCUCACCGCCGUUGAUUGGAGCAACUCCCACCACAGAAGAUCCGUGGCGGCGAGCUUGGUCCAGGGAGUUUACACCCUGGAGGAAGACAGGCAUCGGAACCGGCAAGGUUCCGAUGCCCUGGCUCCUCCAUGGUGGCUCUCCUUCAACUUCCGGCUCGUCCAAAUCCUCGUCGACAGCCACGACGUCUCCCAUUUCGGCGCGGUCUUCGAGUUCGUUAACUACCCGUACUACCACCAGGCCCCGGCCGGGCAGCGGCAGCCGCAGUACGUGGUCGCGUUCCGCGGCACGAUCCCGAAAGCCGGGAACCGGAAGGAGGACUUCAAGCUGGACAUCCACCUGGCGGUCAACAACCUCCAGAAGAGCAGCCGCUUCCAGACAGGUCUGGAAGCCGCCAGCCAGGCAGUCCGGUACGGGACUGUCUGGCUGGCAGGCCACUCCCUGGGGUCCUCCCUGGCACUGGUUGUCGGGCGGGAGAUGGCGAAGAGCUACGGGGUGCAUCUUGAGACGUACUUGUUUAACCCGCCCUUCGUUUCUCCGCCCAUCGAGCGGAUCAAGAGCGACAAGGUGAAACUCGGGCUAAGGCUCGCAGGCAGUCUGGUGACUGCCGGCGUUGCUGUUGUUGCUGGUGCUGUUGCUGGUGCUGGUGCUGGUGCUAGAGACAUCGACCCUUUUGUAGCGCUGUCGACGUGGGUCCCGUAUUUGUUUAUUAACCGAUCGGAUCCGAUAUGCUCGGAAUAUGCGGGGUAUUUUAAGCAUAGGGAGGAUAUGGAGGCGAUCGGGGCUGGGAGGAUUGGGAAGGUUGCUACUAAGAAUUCGAUCGGGAGCAUUUUGUCGUCGCGGGAAGCGUUGCACCUUCUUCCCUCGGCUUAUCUGACCAUCAACGGCGCGGCGGCGGCGAGUGUUAGGGAGGCGCAUGGGAUUUGCCAAUGGUGGAGACAUGACUUGGAGUUGGAAUACAAGUAUUACCAACACAACUAGUUUUUUCUUUUCAUUUUUCUUCGGUCCACAUUGCCCAACCACCACUUUUCUAUUGUUUUUUUUUUUGCGUGAUUUAAUGUUGUCGAACAUUAGUUAUGUCCACAUUUACUGUUGAAAUCUAUUAUGAAGAAAAUUGGUUGGUAGGA